UCCGCUCCCGGUCGCAAUCACACUUCCUUUUCGAGCAGCAGCGGACGGAUCGAGGAAGAGAGACAGAAUGCUGGCCACCAGAGCUCUGAGUCUCGUCGGCAAACGUGCCCUCUCCACAUCUGUCUGCCUACGAGGAGGACAUGGUGUUGCUAAGAUCGAGGACUACGCUAUGCCUGCCUACUUUGACAGGCUGGAUAACCCCCUCCCGGACAUCCGCUAUGUGCAGAGCCUGACUGAAGAGCAGCAGUCCCUGAAGGACAAGGAGAUGGGCUCCUGGGCUACACUCUCCAAUGAGGAGAAGAUUGCAUUGUACCGCAUCAGCUUCCACCAGAGCUUUGCAGAGAUGAACCAGGGAUCAGCAGAGUGGAAGUCUGUGGUCGCAGGGCUGUUGUUCCUAACCGGCUUCACUGGGUUCGUUGUGCUCUGGCAGAGAAAGUUUGUGUAUGGACCAGUCCCACACACAUUCUCACCUGAGUGGAAAGAGAAGGAGCUGCAGAGGAUGCUCGACAUGAGAAUCAACCCGAUUGAGGGAUUCUCUGCCAAGUGGGACUACGAAAACAAGCAGUGGAAGAAGUAAAGGACCAAGAGGACAAUAACUCAUACUUGAAGACAAAAGCAGACCAACUCAAUUCAAAAGAAUACUUAUAUUUCUGUAUUUAUCACUUGUCACAUACCUCAGAUUGUGCAUUUGGAAGACCUCUUCCUCUUAUGGUCCUUGUGUAUUAUAGAAAUGAGAAUAAAGGUAAAAUGAUAAAA
Molecule: messenger RNA, 756 nt
Organism: Limanda limanda (common dab)
Lineage: Eukaryota; Metazoa; Chordata; Actinopteri; Pleuronectiformes; Pleuronectidae
Gene: cox4i1
Product: cytochrome c oxidase subunit 4 isoform 1, mitochondrial
Exons: 5
Coding region: 68-577 (169 amino acids)
Biological process (GO): mitochondrial electron transport, cytochrome c to oxygen
Source: RefSeq, a predicted model, not a curated record